UAUAAACUUAUAAGCAUGGAGCCAAUGGAGCUUAGACAGCUUAUAAGCAUGGGUUAUAAUGUUUAUAACUUUUAGUUUAAUAUUAAAUGUUUGUGUUGUUUUAGGUUAAGGUGUAACAAUGAAAGUCUGACUAUUUUGCCUGUUUUUAAAAUUAAAUUGAGACUGUUAUCUCAACGGUCAAUCAAUCUACUACGUCUGUUCUCCACUCUACGUGACAUUGGCGGAAUCGUUCAUGCUCCUCUGGCACAACUGAAAGCCAUUAAACCAAUCAAUCAAUCAAUUAAGUUUAUAACUCAAAGAGUAAAAUAACUUGCUUUGUUAUAACCUUAUAACAUAUACAAGACAAAUUGUUAUUAACAGUGUCUUUCAUUAUUGUGUCUUUCUAAAUUAAAAAUUAUAAUAAAAUACUCUAUAACGUUUAUCAUAUAAUUUCAAAGUUCUUAUUGUAAUGCAUAGACAUAAAUUGUUUCGUACAAAAUAUUUGUAAGUAUAACAACAAUGAAACCACCCAUUGAGCCAAGAGAAGAAGAAUGUUGUAAUAGUGGCUGUAAUCCUUGUAUAUUUGAUGUAUAUCAAAGGCAGUUGGAGCUAUAUCAAAAUAAUAAUAAAGAUAGUGAUCAUACAAAUGACCAGAAUGGCAUCUCUGAAUUAGAAUACACAGCCUUUAUUGUUAUAGAUACUAUACAAAUAUGCAAAGCACAUAAAAUUGUAAAAUUAAAGAAACUGAAUAACGAGGAAUGUAUGAAUGUAUGGUGGAAUCCUGGUGAUCAUUUUCUUGUAAAGUAUACAUCUAAACAAUCUACAUGUUCUCGAGCUUAUACUCCAGUCAAGUUAAAAAUGCAUUCAAAUGAUGACUAUCAUUUUAUGAUAGUGAUUAAAAAAUAUAAUGAUGGAUUAGUAUCAAAUUACCUUUACAAUUUAGAAGUAGGAGAAGUAACUAUGUGGCGGGGGCCUUACGGACAUUAUAAAAUAGAAUCAAAUAAAUAUGAUAGAAUUAUAAUGAUUGCACAGGGGACAGGAAUAGCACCAUUUAUGUCUAUUAUAGACAAUAUUAUUAGUAAUGAAGAUGACAUGACUAAAAUUGUAUUAUAUUUUUGUUGUAGAAGUUUAGAUGAAGUGCUCUUUAGAAAUGAGUUGUAUAAUCUUAAAGCUUACUGGAAUUUUACAUAUAAAGUUUUUUUGAGUAAUAGUUCAGGCAAGGAAUUUCAUUUAAAGUAUGAGGAACCUAUAUGUUCUAGUAAGUUUGAUGGAAAGGAGUUGCAAGAUUUAAAUCCAUUUGUUAACAAUCAGUUUCUUUUGUGUGGCUCACAACAGUUUAUGAAUGCUUAUGAAAAAAGUAUAAGAGAUGAAUAUUAUAGUGAUAAUAUAAUAUUAUUUUGAAAA
Molecule: messenger RNA, 1383 nt
Organism: Melitaea cinxia (Glanville fritillary)
Lineage: Eukaryota; Metazoa; Arthropoda; Insecta; Lepidoptera; Nymphalidae
Product: NADH-cytochrome b5 reductase-like
Exons: 1
Coding region: 499-1380 (293 amino acids)
Molecular function (GO): oxidoreductase activity
Source: RefSeq, a predicted model, not a curated record